UACGUGGUGACUUUACCGAAAGAACCAAGAAUAUGAAUCCCUGCAGUCACGAAAGCUUUAAAUCAAAAUUUAGUCCUAAGCGUUUUAAUAUCAGGGCUUCCCUGCCCAGCUUUAAAACAUCGCUGUCAAUUGCAAUUUAUUCAUUGACUCUUUGCACUUACAUUUUUUUCCGUAUUUGCAUACAAAAUCUAAACAAUUUUUGGCCAAAAUAUCGCAAGUUUACAUCAUAAAAUUACAAAACACACUCGUUCGUGCCUCCUAUUUUAGAGGUUUUUUUAUCCCCUGGAUCUGGCAACAGCCGAAGACGGCAGACAGCGGAGGGCCGAGGCGGCGGAACCCGCAAGGGAAGAGAAUUCGUGAUUUAAAUAUAUAAAUAUAUUACACGACAAAACCCCACGCGUUCCGGUCACAAACAAACACGCAAACACACGCACGCGCGCGGGUGCGCGGGCAAGAAUCGCACCGAAUCCUCGAUGUUGCCCGCCUCGUCGGCCGUUCGCCGCUCUCACGGCUGAGGCGAGGCCCCGCGGAGCCCGACGCGUCGAGGAGCCGAUGAUCGUGGGAAGCCGGAACGCGUGAUGUAUGAGGGCAAACACAUCCACUUCUCGGAGAUCGACAACAAGCCGCUGUGCUCGUACAGCCCCAAGCUCUGCAAGCAGCGCCGGCUGAAUGGCUACGCUUUCUGUAUCCGUCACGUCCUGGAGGACAAGACGGCCCCCUUUAAGCAGUGCCAAUAUGUGGCCAAGUACAACAACCAGCGCUGUACCAACCCCAUCCCUAAAGCGGAGGAUCGCGUGUACUGCAACAGUCACCUGCAGGUUCUGGGGCUGGUGCCUAAGAAGGAGCGGAAGAAAAAGUCGGAGCAGCUGGACGAGCCGAGGGAGCGGCAGCGCGAGCGCGUGGUGCAGCACAUCGCCGAGCUCGAGGCCCCGCCGGUGCUCACGCGGGUGCCAAACGGCUUGCACGCGCUCACGCCGGCGUGGCAGACGCUUAGCCAAUCCCCGCACCACCACCCUCAUAUGGCGCCAGCCACAGCUGGCGCCCCGACGGAUGACCCCUUCGCCUUUCCCGAAGACGACGAGCAUGGCCUCCGAAAGGUCGCCGUGAAGCGCAAGCUCCAGGGAAGGCCGCCGAUCGGCACUAGCGGCGGCGGGAGUCGCUCGAGACUUGUGGCCGAAAAAAACGGCGAGGUCAAGGACAUUUGCGGCAGUGGUGCGAUCAUAAAUACCUCGGCCUCUUCACCGGGUCACCUGAAGCCACACAAGGGGACGCCGCCUCCGACGAAAGCUGAGGCUCAUGGUGCCGCCGCGUCCUUGAGGUCGGCCCAGCCCCCGCCAAUGGUACACCGGCAUGGGGAGCGCUGUUUGUCGAGGACUCCUGUGGGCACCACAACGGCGGUACAGAGGGGGCUUGUACCACCCACGCCCCCAGAGUCACGGGUGGCUGGUGGCAAAGCGUUGGGAGGAGCCACCACUGGUGCCGCUGCUAGCGCCUCGUCGUCAUCGUCAUCAUCGUCGUCCUCGUCGCACACCUCCGCCAGGGCGGCCCAACGGCAUACCCAACCGGAUUGUGAGAGAAGCCGAGCACUGCGCCGGUUGCUGUACCGGAGCAGACAGCGGAAGCUGCUCGAUCAAGACCUGUUCACACACUUAGGCUGUGAUUGGUCAGAGGAUGAAAGCAGUGAAGAUGAGGAUAAGGUACUUCCUUGUCAAUCAACGUGGCUAUCCCACCAAGACCGGCUCGGUGAACAUGGAGUCCUCUACAGGUCGGAGUGCACAGGCUCGGACCGUGAGACGCGGAUAGCGGCGCUCUACAGCUCGCUGCGGCAUCGCUACUUGCAGCUGAGCCGCGUGGAGCGAGCGGCGGCGCGAAGGCAGAGGCACCUUCGUGCUCACAGCCGUGCCUUGUUGCGCGGGGCGGCCUUGUGCCCGGACGGCGUGGCAGUGUUGCUGCGCCGGGACAAGCAGCCCGCCGCGACGCAUCAGCCCGGGACAUUGCACCCGCAGCCUGCGACGUCGCACCAGCAGCCUGCAACGUCACACCAGCAGCCGGCGACGCAUCCCGUUGCUUCGAAAGAGGCACCAGCGGCGUCGGCAGAGACCGUGCGAGCCGGGCAGUGCUGUGUGCAGGUCAAGGGCCAGCUGUGCAGGAGCCCGACGCUGCCGUACAGCCUGCACUGCUUCCAGCAUAUCCUGUGCAGCAGCUCGCAGCGGCUCUUCUCCAGCUGCACGGCGCGCUUCGCCGACGGGCAGCAGUGCUCCGUGCCUGUGUUCGACAUCGUGCACCAGACGCCGCUGUGCGAGGAGCACGCCAAGAAAAUGGUGCGUGCGCGGCCCCGGCCCGCCAGCAUGGACAACUUCCUACGCGGAGAUUGGAGCCGGAAGGCGCAGCAACAGCAACAGCAGCAGCGGAAACCACGUAAGAAGUCAAAACCGCCGGCGCUCAGCAAGAAGCACAAGAAGAAGCGGCGGCGCCCGACCAUGCGACCCCAGAAACCCAUCCCUCCCGCCGAGCCGCAGGGCAACCUGUGCAUCCCGGCGGCCACUCCGCCACCCUCCACACCCAUCGUCACAGAGCCGUCCUGUGUGGCACGCCUAAGCCCGGUGAGUGGAGACGUGGAGGAGGAUGACAUCGCCCCGGAGCUGUCGGACGAGCUGGAGCUAAACCAAGAGGACCUGGACGAGGUGCUGCCGAAACUGCACGUGGACCUGCACGACUUUGACCUCUUCGAAGGCAAGAAUGGCGAGCUGCUCCCGACCAAGGAGGAGGCGGAGGCGCUGGAGCGGGCGCUGGUGGCGGCAUCGCACGCCGUCACCUCCCUCGAGCACCUGGGCUCCAUGGACGACGAUGAGGAGCUCGUGGCCAGCGACGACCUCGGCUCCUUCAACCCCGACCUGCACGAGCUGCUUGGCGGCACCAUCGCCGCCGACUCCUUUUCCGCCCUCGACCUCGAGCAGCACUUCGGCAGCGCCGGUGCUGUCGUGGCGGCGGCGGCGGCCGCGGCAACGCAGCUGAGCCUGGGUCUGGAGCACCACCACCAUCAGCACCACCCCCACCAGCAGCUCCACCACCAACAUCAGCAGGACUGUGGCGGUGUGUCUGUCAUCACGCACUUUUCGCCACAAAUGCCGUCCUUCCAGACGUUGCCGCUCCUGCCCGCAAGGCCGCUGCUUGUUAAGCCAGACGGUCAAGCAUCGUCGUCAACGCCUCCGCCGCUGAUACCAGCCGGUUUUGUCGGUGACGGCGGAAGCGGUGAGCGAUCGGUGCAGUCGCCGCUGCAGGAUAGUUCCCUCUUCGGCAGCGAGCGAGUACCGUCACCAUUCAUUGGCAUCGACAGUGGUGAGGAGCCGGCGUCGGUGAGCGGAGUUACGGUCGCUGUCACGACCCAAUUUACGGGGAGCGAGGAAUCGCAGGCCAUGCUGGGACACUCGCUGCCGCCCUCCAUGUCGCUGUCCGUACCCCCCGGCACUGUGACCACCACCACCGCUGGGCUGGUAAUGCAGAGGUCGCCCUCCUGGGGGUCGCUGGUGUUAACCGACGCUAGUGCGUUUGCCGCAGGGGCGGCGCAGGACGGGGCGGUGCCAUGCACGGCGUCCACAAUGCUCACGUACUCCCCGGACGGCAUCCCCGCACCCAUCGGCACCAGCCUCGUUCAGACGCUAGCGUCAACCGGCGCGCACUGUCUCCCGCAGGCUCUUGAUGUCACCACGCAUUCCCCAUUCUCCGCGAGCGGCACCACAGGGGCGGCGGCUCAGUCGCCCGCUCUGCUCACGGCAGAGCUGGCGGCAUCGCCGCUGGGGCCACUCGCUCAGGCGCAUGCAACCGGGCAGGUGCUGAGCUCCCCCGGCACGAGCGCUGGGCAGGACUUGGCGACUGCAGCGGCCGUGGCCAGCAUGGGGACAGCACCUCUUUCGAACUCUGCGCAAAGUGCGCAACUGCAGACGCAAGCGCAGCUGCUGCAGCAGCAGCAGCAGCAGACAGGAAGUUGGAACUCGUCACUUGCGCAGCAACAGCAUAAACUGCCACAGUUCAGCGCAGCAUUUGGCUCGCAGUUGUCGAGUGGCCGAGGUGGGAUUCCCAAAGAUGUGCAGCCGCUAUGCUCGGUUGUGCCACCGUUGGCUCACUCAACGACCGCCUCGACACUGUCGAACUCCGGCGGCAGUGGCGACGGCGGUGUCGGCAGCACCAUCAACGCGAUGCCUCCCACGGUACCUCCACGACCACCUUCCUCCACCUCUCCCCCGCCUCCCACAUCGCCAUCGCAGGGCAAAUCGUGACUCAUGGCUGCGAACGCUUGUGAAACGCAACGACUCUUACUCCUAGCACUGUGACGCUGACAGCCACUGGCAAAAAAACAAUAAUAAAGAAACGUACGCCGCUCGGGCAUUGCUUGGGUUUUGCGGGGAAAAAGCAGUGGUGGAUCUUGGCGGACGGAGGAUGCAGCUCUGGAGAUUUGCAAAUCGGUGGUGAAACGCUAAGUAGGCGAUUUGAAAAGUUGUGCGGCAGCCAUUGGCAUUUGAGUGCAGAGUGAGGUGAGUCAUGACAGGGAAAGCUGUGAUGAACAAGUGUGUGCGAGGUGUGUGUGUGUGACUUUAUAGUUACAAAAGUGUAUAAGGAUCUUAGAAUGUAACAAUAUUUUGGGAGGGUUAUUUUUUCUCCAAACUCUGUCUUGGCAUAAUAUGCAAGCCUGGUAAAGGGAGUGGGUGUGGGAAGCAUAUACGAGCGGUGUUGAAGUUCAUGAUGCAGUACGGUUGGAUUUUGGGGAUUUUACAAUUAAGCCAGGAAUCUUUCCCACCUCCUGCUAUAUAGUAUUAAUUGCCAUCCAGUAAUGCUUGGCCCACGUUGGCUCACUGACAGUCAUUAAUAUGUUAGGACACCAAAGUGCUUGUGUCACGUCCAGACAUAGCCAGCUGUAUGCCACAGUUACAAACGGCCGGAAAUGUUGGUGGGUUAUCGGUGUGAGUUGGCCACUGAGACAACCCUUACGGUGCACCAGUUUGACCACAUUGUACUAUUUGGCAUGUGUACAUGCCACCUGACAAACAUAUCGGAAGAGCACUUACAGAAAUAAUUUAUCAGAAGAUCUUUGCUGUGCACGUGUAUCUAUGUAAAAAGUAAUGUGUAAGGGAAAGAACUGAAGCGCAGUGGUUAUGACCCCGGCCACCUUAUUUUGAUUCUCAGCCACAGAUGAAAUUAGUGCCGAGUGGUAAUCUGAAGCAAUCCCCCCCCCCACCUUUUACCAACCCACACGAGCCAGUGUGAAGUAUGGUCAAACAACAUCGUGGGGAUGCCUCUUCAUCCAGCACUGCAUUGAUAAAGGACUGUAAAUUAUUAAGGGUAGGUAAACUUGUAAAUGGUCAACCAGAAUUAUCUUGUCUCUUAAUGAGCUUUGUGAACGAUGGGAUAAAGGUAACUGACAAUUUUUAAUUUUCUCUCAACUAAAACUUCAGUAUGGGCAUUUAACGGGUUAUUAACGGGUUAUAAACAGUUGUGUGCGUAUGACCAUAUAGCAGCUGUACUGCUGGUGAGACCCAACAAGAGGCCAAGACACUUGUGUACGCAGUAGCUGUUCUGAACCAAGUGUAUUUUUUAGUUGUGCGAUUGUGCAUGGUUGUCAGUGUUUAUCUCAGUAAAGUCGAAGCACUACAAAUGAAAAAUUAAACCCACACUCAAAAGGGUGGAAUCUCAAAUAAAACCAAGCUCAAAAGUUGUUUUUGUUUAUCCCAUAAAUGAUCAUGUUGAACGGUGCGCAGUUGCGUUCUGCCGAUUUAAACAAGAGGGCAGAGCUUUGGGGUUGGUUGUGCGUGCCACUCGUAAUGCCCGUGAGGAAGUACCUGCGUCGAGUGUCCAGACUGCGUUCAGCAGGAAACUCAAUCGUCACAAACGGAGAACGCCUGAAGAGGGCGAGUCAUAAUAUGUAUCACUAACUUAAUUUGAUGGUAGUUUUCAUUUGUAGUUGUACACCAAUGCCAGUGCGAUGGCAAAAGACCGGUGGUACUUAUGAACACUUGGGACUCCUGCAAGGUGCACCAUUUUUAAAUCUUCGUGGUUGCUUGUCGAUGAUGAAAUACAAGUGUAAGGUAUACAGAUUUAUUGGAAUGCUCACCUGGUAAAGGUCGUGCUGUUAAUAUAAUUAUCCUGUAAAGCGACCUAUUUUUUUAUUCAACAAAUUGUCCACUGCCCUCAAAAGACAUUGCCACAGAGCGAAGGACGCACUGUGAACGUGGCGUUUUGUGAAUUGGCGAGGCCGGGUGACUUAGGAAUAUUAAGUUGCGUCUUUUGUCAGUGAGAUUGUAUUGUACGCAUUGUAUUCUAUUCUAAAUGAUCCAGAUUUAAAGGAGAAAAAUAAAACACAAAAAAUUGUCCGUUUAAAUCAUUGCUGUACACUUGUAUAUGAGGUGAUUGUUGACUGUGCUGACACGUUUUUGAAUAGAAGAUAAUCAGGAAAAAAAUGUGUGCUAAGCUUUUUUUACGUGUGACCUUUUUGGAAAUAAGCAGUUAGUGGUAACUGGGCAGAAACUGAAGUUUGAUUUAAAACGACCAAUUGUUUUGUCUUACUGUUACCAGCCAAUUUAUUUUUUACUGCUCUAUUUAUUUGACACUUAACUAAAUGUAUAUUUCUUGUGCGCGGUGUUGAAGUAAAAGAUCUAAGCUUGCGACACUUCCUACAAUUUGUGACAUGGCAUGAAAAAUGUCGGCAGGGGAUUGAAUACAGGGCAAAGGUAAAUUGCUUCAAAGACACGCCGGCUGUGCUUUAGGUAAGAAACGGCCAAUAACAAUUGUAAGUUCCCAUGCCGUUUAUAGUUUGAAUUUAUACCCUUUCCCCAUUGCCCCCACAAACGGUAAUUGUUCUCUUAGAUUCCAAGCCCACCGUGUACUUCAACGACAAGCGAUACGUGCGUGUGUAUAUAGGUGGUGGUGGUAUGUGCCACUUCAAUUGCCCUGUUUCAUGGCCCUAGCAAAGGCAUUGUUAGUCAAAUAACCUCAGAUGCUCAUGUUUACUGCGACAAACCAAUUACAUGAAACUGAAAGCCAUGAAUGAUCGCUUUUAUUAUUUGUUCGAUUUUUUUCGUUUUUUGAAAAAUGCACUUUGUCCUCUUUCCUACACUCAGAAUCCAAAACCACACUUCGCGUUACAGAUCUGUGAUGGCAAUCAGGUUUUCAUAACUGAUUCUACCUAAUCGUCGGCGGUUUGGGAGGCGCGCACGCGGUUUUACUUCUGGGUGGAGGUGCGCCACGUUGGCAUCACUCGAAAACGAGCGCAGCCUCGCGGUGGGUUUCGCGUGGAGCGUUUCACUUCCUCUGGUAAAAGUUCACCGGUGCAGGGGCAGGUCACACGUUGUGAGGCCUGUAACCUUUGCACCGGUUCGCAAGUGUUGUUUGGAAGGGUUUGUGGUGCUGAAUUAAAACCAAUGGAAUUUUUUUUUAUCAAAUAAAGCAAAUGCAAAUACUUUUUUUCCCCCGCCUCUCCCACACCCUUUUGGGAAGUUAAAGCUUUAGAUGUUCACUUAAGCAUUCAUGAAAAAAAAAGCUUUUCUUUCUUUCCCGUUAUUUCACCCAACUCGCACGUCAAAAUUAAUGCACACUUUAAUGGUCACGGUUACUUUCUGCAGCAUACACCCCCUUCCUUAAAACACUUGCCUUUACAAAUUGUGAGAUUGCAGGCUGGUCGGGUCAGUGACUAGUGUUUCUCGGUGUAUUUUUGAAUGUAUAUUAAAAACCGUUGCUGUAGCGUUUAGAUUGUGUAAUUUCACACUUUUUAAAAAGUCCUGUAAAGCUGUUGAUGUUCAUCCCCGAGUUUACGACUGUAAAGAAUUUCCAGUGUACAAAUGCUGUAACAUCUGUAUAUAACGUGAAUAAAUAUCACAGAUAAUA
Molecule: messenger RNA, 7875 nt
Organism: Petromyzon marinus (sea lamprey)
Lineage: Eukaryota; Metazoa; Chordata; Hyperoartia; Petromyzontiformes; Petromyzontidae
Gene: INO80D
Product: INO80 complex subunit D
Cellular component (GO): nucleus
Source: RefSeq, a predicted model, not a curated record